AAAAAGGCAACAAAAAAGCAGCACCCAUCUGUGUGUGUGAGAGAGACAGAGAGUCUGAUCUAGUUCUACGAACAUAUUAUACAUUUGCCCUCAGGAAGCUUACAAUGCCCUCCUGACCACUUUGAUGUCUCACCCCACCAAGCGCUCCCUCAGCAACACUACCACCUCCUCGUCCGGCGGCGCUUCCCCUCAUUUUCCUCCUAUGAAAAAAGCCAAGUCCCAGGCCGUGGCUUGCUCUCUCGACCCCAAGAACGGCCUCCAGCCACCACCCCACCCACCUCCUCCCUCUUCCCACCACUUCCCUGACGACGACUUCGACCCCUCCGCCAUGGCCCUUGACGAUGAUCUCAAGCCCGACGAUGCCGACGCCGCGGCCUGUAGCCGACCUUCAGCUGGUGGUGUCACCGCCAAUUUGUCCCGUAAAAAGGCCACGCCUCCUCAGCCCGCCAAGAAGCAGCUUGUUAUCAAGCUCCUCAAAGCUAAACCAACCUUACCCACAAAUUUUGAAGAGGAUACAUGGGCAAAGCUUAAGUCAGCUAUUAGUGCUAUAUUCUUGAAGCAACCUGAUCCCUGUGACUUGGAGAAGCUUUAUCAGGCUGUUAAUGAUCUCUGCCUCCACAAGAUGGGUGGAAAUCUCUAUCAACGGAUUGAAAAGGAGUGUGAAUCACAUAUACGUGCAGCAUUACAAUCUUUGGUUGGCCAAAGCCCAGACCUGGUGGUUUUCCUAUCACUUGUUGAGAAAUGCUGGCAGGACCUUUGCGAUCAGAUGUUGAUGAUUCGUGGUAUAGCCUUGUAUCUUGAUAGAACAUAUGUAAAACAGACUCCAAAUGUGCGUUCGCUCUGGGAUAUGGGUUUGCAGCUUUUCCGCAAACAUCUUUCUUUAUCUCCAGAAGUUGAGCACAAAACUGUAACUGGUCUCUUGAGAAUGAUUGAGAGGGAAAGAUUAGGUGAAGCAGUAGAUAGGACUCUCCUUAAUCAUCUUUUGAAGAUGUUUACUGCUCUAGGAAUUUAUUUGGAAAGUUUUGAGAAGCCAUUCCUCGAGUGUACGUCUGAAUUUUAUGCUGCUGAAGGCAUGAAAUACAUGCAGCAAUCAGAUGUUCCGGAUUACUUGAAACAUGUGGAGAUAAGGUUGCAUGAAGAACAUGAAAGAUGCUUACUGUAUCUGGAUGCAAGCACAAGAAAGCCCCUGGUAGCAACUGCAGAAAGACAACUCCUUGAACGCCACAUAUCUGCAAUUCUAGAUAAGGGUUUCAUGAUGCUGAUGGAUGGAAAUCGAAUUGAGGACCUCCAGAGGAUGUAUUUACUAUUUUCAAGGGUUAAUGCCCUCGAAUCACUAAGACAGGCCCUUAGCUCUUACAUCCGAAGAACCGGGCAAGGAAUUGUUAUGGAUGAGGAAAAAGAUAAAGAUAUGGUUUCCUGCCUGCUGGAAUUUAAGGCUUCUCUUGAUACAAUAUGGGAAGAAAGCUUUUCAAGGAAUGAAGCAUUUUGCAACACCAUAAAAGAUGCAUUUGAACAUCUCAUUAAUCUCCGUCAGAACCGACCUGCUGAGCUUAUUGCAAAGUUUCUGGAUGAGAAACUUCGUGCUGGGAACAAGGGUACAUCUGAAGAGGAGUUGGAGGGUACACUUGAUAAAGUUUUGGUUUUAUUCAGGUUUAUCCAGGGUAAGGAUGUGUUCGAAGCAUUUUACAAGAAGGAUCUGGCAAAAAGGCUACUGUUGGGGAAGAGUGCAUCAAUUGAUGCAGAGAAGUCAAUGAUCACUAAGUUGAAGACUGAAUGCGGAAGUCAGUUUACUAACAAACUUGAAGGAAUGUUUAAGGACAUUGAAUUAUCUAAAGAGAUAAAUGAGUCCUUCAAACAAUCAUCGCAAGCCAGGACAAAACUUCCAACAGGAAUUGAGAUGAGUGUUCAUGUCUUAACAACUGGAUAUUGGCCUACUUACCCACCUAUGGAUGUUCGGCUCCCGCAUGAAUUGAAUGUAUAUCAGGACAUUUUCAAGGAGUUCUACUUGAGCAAAUACAGUGGGAGGCGAUUAAUGUGGCAAAACUCAUUAGGACACUGUGUUUUGAAAGCAGAGUUUCCAAAAGGUAAAAAGGAGCUGGCAGUUUCUCUAUUUCAGACUGUUGUCUUGAUGCUGUUUAAUGAUGCGCAAAAGCUUAGCUUUCAAGAUAUUAAGGACUCUACUGGCAUUGAGGAUAAGGAGUUGAGAAGGACUCUGCAGUCCCUUGCAUGUGGAAAAGUUCGUGUCCUUCAAAAGUUGCCUAAAGGGAGGGAAGUUGAGGAUGAUGACUCAUUUAUGUUCAAUGAAGGGUUUACUGCUCCUCUCUACCGUAUAAAAGUAAAUGCAAUCCAAAUGAAGGAAACAGUGGAGGAGAACACAAGCACCACUGAAAGAGUGUUCCAGGAUCGUCAAUAUCAGGUUGAUGCUGCUAUUGUCCGGAUAAUGAAGACGAGGAAAGUUCUUAGUCACACACUAUUGAUUACUGAACUCUUUCAGCAGCUAAAAUUUCCAAUAAAGCCAGCUGAUUUGAAGAAAAGGAUUGAAAGCCUCAUCGACAGGGAGUACCUAGAGCGGGACAAAAACAACCCCCAGAUAUACAAUUACUUGGCAUAAUCCAUAUUGUCACACAUCUUGUAAAUGAUCCAGGAAACUGCAGUCCUCUUCAGGCUUCCCAAUCCUUUGUCAGAUUCAUGUACAGUAGCUUGCUCCUAUUUUAUUUGUCUCAUUUGGGUCAAUACCAUAACUGUAAAGCAUAUUUUGCCCUUUAUGUUUCUUUUGAACCCUCUUCCUGCAAUGCAGUAGAGUUACAUGAAUAAGCAAACGUUUAGGAUUAAUACCAGAAAAAGGAUCAAAAAAAGAAAAGAAGAAAAAAAAAGAAUAUACCUUCACGUGGGUGGAUCAUUCCAGGUUGGAGGGAAGUAAAGAUGUUAAAUCUUCCUUUUAGCCUGACAAUUUGUGUUCCUUCUCACUGGAUGAUGAUAAAUACUUCACACUAGCAUACCAUUUUAAUGUUGUACUUAAUUCACAUUGAUUUUUUCA
Vitis vinifera (wine grape) is the source of this 3037-nucleotide messenger RNA. Its product is annotated as cullin-4. The transcript has 17 exons. Lineage: Eukaryota; Viridiplantae; Streptophyta; Magnoliopsida; Vitales; Vitaceae. Gene Ontology annotation, molecular function: ubiquitin protein ligase binding. The coding region runs from base 125 to 2611 and encodes 828 amino acids. The record is from RefSeq and is a predicted model, not a curated record. Gene Ontology annotation, cellular component: cullin-RING ubiquitin ligase complex. Gene Ontology annotation, biological process: ubiquitin-dependent protein catabolic process; protein ubiquitination.